AUGGUACUGGGUGUCGUCAUGAUGGCGACCAUGCUACCGACCAUGAUCGGUCUAAACGAGGCCACGCAGGGGAGCCGCCAGCACGAGGAAGACCGAGUGAACAACGCGCGCAAGUCGCGCACCCAUCUCGUGGCCACAGUGUCGUUAACUCAGGGCACGCAGGGGCAGCGGGAGCAGGUUCAUAAUGCCAUGGUGCAAGUGGGUCGGGACGGAAAGCUCUAUAUCACCAAGCAGCCCGCUUCCACCAUGGUCCCCUACAAUGGCGGAUUCUACUCACACCCAGACUUCCCGCCCAGUAAUACAUCUGGGUUGGUGACCGUCAGUGGCGAGGAGACUCCGACUCUCCGCUGGGUGUUUCUGGAUAAAAACACGCAUGAGCUGCGCUGGGGCGGCCGUCCCGAUAGUGAGGGCCACGUAUGUGGGCCUUUUGACUGGUCCAAAGACGAGACGUACGUGACAUUGGAUGGUUGGGAAGGAUGGCUCGCCGUGCGACUACCGGACGAUGAGACCCACGAUCGGACAAACCACGAGCUGGGGAUCGACGAUGGGCGCGAGGUGUGGCGAUUGUAUUUUGAUCAAAAUGAUGAUGGAGCUGAUCUGCCACCCGGUGCUCAGGGGCUGGAAGUUCGACUGAAACGAGUGACGGCAGAGUCAUGA
Molecule: messenger RNA, 657 nt
Organism: Penicillium cinerascens
Lineage: Eukaryota; Fungi; Ascomycota; Eurotiomycetes; Eurotiales; Aspergillaceae
Exons: 2
Coding region: 1-657 (218 amino acids)
Source: RefSeq, a predicted model, not a curated record